CAGGAAUUGGUGCAGCCAUUUUUUUGGUGCGAAAAAUUAUGGCAUUUUUCAGACAGAACGCACUGUAAAACCGAAAUCACUCUGCUUUUUAAUCUGUGGGAGAUUUCUUUUGCAAAAUCGAGAAUACAAAAUAUCAACAAGCAGUGAUUCAAGAACGAUUCAAAUAUGCCUCAAAUGGAUAUAUCACAAGUCCAAAUGGUGCGCUCUGCAAAAGAUGUUGACAUGCUAUGUGUCGACAAUUUUCUCUAUCAUUUUGUCGAUCGUGGCAAAAAACAAAAAUGCCGGUGGGUUUGCAAUAAGUUAAAAAGCAAAUACCAACCGUGUCGAUCGCGUAUAGCUACUGUUAUUGUAGAUGGUGAUGAUAGCCAGCAUAAGAUAGUACGAGUGACAAAUGAGCAUACGCAUGAACGUUGCACUGAAAAGGAAAUAUCUAAGGUGGUUGAACGAAAGCUCCGAGCAAACUUGGCCGGAAAACCGUGCACGCUGAGAAACAAACGAAAAUCAAAUGCUUCAGCGGAAGAACAUGAAGAUGAAUCUAACUCAAAUAUUCAAUAUGACGAAGAUAUGGAAUCAGACGAGUGGCCAGCUGAUGAUGAUGACUUCUUUCCUAAGCAAGCUAAAAUUAGUAAAAAGCAAACUGUUGCAAAUUCCGAUGAUAGACAGUCAACCUCUGGUUCAGCGAAACACUUUUUCAAUUUCGAGAAACAAAAAUUAUACAUGCUUAAAACUGCUCUUGGACGCCAAAUGAUAUGCGUGGAAGGAUUUCUUUACCGUUUAGAAUCCAAAUCUAUAACUUCGAGCACUCAUCGAUGGGAGUGCAUAAAACAAGAUCCCCCAUGUAAAACUCGUAUUCUCACUGAGUGUAUUUCAAAUAACACUCAUCGCUUAAAAGGCCAUCAGCUGGUAUCACACAAACACGACGCUUAUACUCCAUUGAAACUAACGAAAUUGCUUCUUAAAAAUAAUAUAACCGUACUAAAUCAAAAAGGGGAGGCAGAUAAGAAUUUUCAUUCAAUCGAAAUAGUGGAUUUAUCAGAAAACGAAGCUUGCGCUACACCUUCAAAUAAACCUCCGAAAAAACGCAUAAUGGAAAGUCUCAAUGCCAAAACUAUAAACCAGCGCAAACGAUUACGAACAAAAGCAAAACCUGUGACCUAUACCUAUUCAGCAGAUCCGCUUGCAGCUUUGUCUACUAGUACAAAAACUGAUUCGUACAAAGCGAAAUUCACCUUUUUGCCAUCAGCAAAGGGAAAUAAAGUUCUCUGUCUUGACAAUUAUAUUUAUCAUUUGGAUACGAGAAGUCCCCGUAAUGGACGCGCAUACUGGACAUGUCUCUUACGCCGCGACAAGUUUUACAAGUGUAAUGCGCGUGUCACUACGGAAAUGACCCAUAAGGGUCCUAUAAUAAUACGUGUCGCUGGAACACAUUUGCAUUCGGAUCAUUCUGAAGAUAUUAAGCGCCGCUUAUGUAGAAGUGUUGUGGUACAAAACGCUGAGAAAGCAGGCCUUAAAAAAGAAAAUAUAUUUGAUGAAAGUGGAAAUGAAUUGAAUCAAGAGUUCAGAGAGAUUGUGGAAAAAUCAAAGGAGACCAUUGAACGUAGUUUAAGUAAACUAACAAAAGACGAAGAAGAACAAGGGACAUCAAAGAAUAUUACUUCAAAAAGCAUGCCUUUUAAUGAAAAUACGUCUUCGAGCCUCUCCAGUGCUUUAGACUCUGAUGAUGAUCACCUAGAUGACACAUCUACUCUGCCCACAAAGUUAGAAGAAAUGUGUAAGGACACUAAAACACAACCUUCUUUCAAAACCGAAGUAAUCUACAAAUCUACGUACGACGAUUUGGCAGAUGCAGAAGAUGAAAUGGAAGUAGAAUAUUUAGAUAUAAAUACGUAUACGAAUGAUGAAGAUCAUUUGGAUGUAAGUGCAUGCACGAAUGAUGAUUUCUUAGAUUUGUCUAAGGAACGUCAGAAAGCUAUAUUAAAGUCAAGCUUAACUAACGACAGUGAAAUGAAUGUGAACAAUGUAUCAACAUUGCGCUCAGCUAAGGGCGGUGAAUUAUUAUGCGUCGAUGGUUAUAUUUACCAUUUAAGGAGUUCACAAAAUAAUCGCACUUACUGGUCUUGUAUAAAAUGCAAAGAUCCAGAGCUCAACUGCAAGAGUCGAGUAUCCACAAUCAAUGUGGAUGACGAAAUACGUGUCUUUAGAACCACCAACCAUCAUACGCAUCCGGUCAUUGAAGCAGAUAUUAAGCGGCGUCUAUAUAAUGAAAUUAAAAAUGAUAAAAUCGAGUCGCAACAAACAUUUGCGGGAUCAUUCGAUGCUAUAAAUGUGAAGUACACAAAAAUCCUAGGCAAAGAUCCAAACGUUAAAAAGGCUUUAGACAAUUUCGAUGCAGAAAUUGAUGAUGCGAUAGGAAUGACUAUGAAACUGUAUGCUGUCUCCGAUGGACCACCAUCGCUAGCCGUCCGUAUGGUUCUCCAGGCUCUCAAUAUACCUUAUGAAUUGGUAAACGUUGAUUUCAUCGCAGGCGAACAUAUGACCGAUGAGUAUGCGAAGAUGAAUCCACAAAAAGAAAUUCCGGUGCUUGAUGAUGAUGGUUUUUAUUUAUCGGAGAGCAUUGCCAUUAUGCAGUAUCUAUGCGAUAAGUACGCAACGAAUAGUAACCUUUAUCCGAGGGAUGCCAACAAACGUGCUAUAGUAAAUCAACGGCUGUGUUUUAAUAUGGGUUUCUAUUAUUCAGCCAUAUCAGCUCAUAGCAUGGCACCAAUAUUCUUUGAUUACCAACGUACCGAUAUGUCUUUGAAGAAGGUUAACAAUGCUUUGAAUGUAUUUGAAACGUACUUGCGUGAUGGCGGCAAAAAAUAUGCUGCCGCAGAUUUUCUAACUAUUGCCGAUUUCGGGUUGGUGUCAGCCACUUUAUGCUUAGAGGCAAUAGGGUUUGAUAUAUCAUCUUAUCCAUUGGUGCAAAAGUGGUAUGAAACAUUUAAACAGGAAAAUCCAGAAUUAUGGGAAAUCGGAAAAGGUGGAAUGUUGGAAAUCUCUGAAUUCGAAAACAAUCCACCUGACCUUUCUCACAUGAAACAUCCAUUUCAUCCAACUCGAAAAUCGAAGGUAUAAGCUUAAAGUAAAUGCAUUGCAAAGCAGAGGUUUUAAGUGUUUUUGAUCCCAAGUAAAUUUAAUGCUUUGUUCUAAUUAUUAAGAUGUAUUGAUAUCAAAUAUAUAUAUGUAUGUACGAAUACUAC
Messenger RNA from Rhagoletis pomonella (apple maggot), 3239 nucleotides. RefSeq names its product glutathione S-transferase 1-1-like. The coding region runs from base 166 to 3114 and encodes 982 amino acids. Lineage: Eukaryota; Metazoa; Arthropoda; Insecta; Diptera; Tephritidae. The transcript is spliced from 5 exons. Gene Ontology annotation, biological process: glutathione metabolic process. The record is from RefSeq and is a predicted model, not a curated record. Gene Ontology annotation, molecular function: glutathione transferase activity.